This is a messenger RNA of Neogale vison (American mink), 1483 nucleotides long. RefSeq names its product selectin L (gene SELL). The coding region runs from base 194 to 1126 and encodes 310 amino acids. Gene Ontology annotation, cellular component: membrane. Gene Ontology annotation, biological process: cell adhesion. The transcript has 8 exons. Lineage: Eukaryota; Metazoa; Chordata; Mammalia; Carnivora; Mustelidae. The record is from RefSeq and is a predicted model, not a curated record.
GGGGGAGGUGGGGGGAGGGAAGGAGGAUGUGAGACUCAGUCUGAGAAAUGAAAAAAAAAAAGCAACCCUUUCUGGUGGCCUCCACGCAGCCUCCCCAAACGCAGCACACCCAGCUGUGGGCGAGGACCCAGACACCCUGGUGCUGAGUGGAGAGGCUGCGUUCCAGAAGAACUAAAGAAGGACAAAUAAAGCCAUGAUAUUUCCAUGGAGAUGUCACGGCUUUCAGAGGGGUUCGCGGCCUUCCGUCAAGGUGUGGGUCUGGGCCGUGCUCUGCUGCGAUUUCCUUGCACGUGAUGGAACCAAUGGCUGGACUUACCACUAUUCUGAAAAACCCAUGAACUGGGCAAAGGCUAGAAGGUACUGCCAAGAAAAUUACACAGAUUUAGUUGCCAUACAAAACAAGGGGGAAAUUGAGUACCUGGAGAGGACACUUCCCUUCAUCAACACUUACUACUGGAUAGGAAUCCGGAAGGUAGAAGGUAUAUGGACUUGGGUGGGAACCAACAAGUCUCUUACCAAAGAAGCAGAGAACUGGGGAAAUGGAGAGCCCAACAACAGGAAGUCCAAAGAGGACUGUGUGGAGAUCUACAUCAAGAGGGUCAAAGAUGCAGGAAAGUGGAAUGAUGACUCCUGCUACAAACAAAAGAGAGCCCUCUGUUACACAGCUUCUUGUCAGCCCUGGUCAUGCAGCAACCAUGGAGAGUGCGUGGAAACCAUCAAUAAUUCCACCUGCAGCUGUGAUGUGGGCUUCUACGGGUCUCAGUGUCAAUUUGUGAUUCAGUGUGAGCCUUUGGAAGCCCCUGAUUUGGGGACCAUAGACUGUCAUCACCCCCUGGGGAACUUCAGCUAUUCCUCCAGGUGCACCUUCAACUGCUCUGAGGGAACAGAGCUCAUUGGGAUUGAGGAAACCACUUGUGGACCUUCUGGAAACUGGUCAUCUCAAGAACCAAACUGUGAAGAAGUGGACAGAAGCUUCUCAAUGAUCAAGGAAGGCGACUAUAAUCCUAUCUUCAUUCCAGUGGCAGUCAUGGUUACUGCUUUUGCUGGGCUGGCAUUUAUCAUUUGGCUGGCAAGAAGAUUAAAGAAAGGUAAAGAGUCCAGGGAAAGUGUCAAUGAUCCGUAUUAAAGCACCCUUCGUGGAAGAAAAUUCUUUGGCUGCUCAGGUGUUACUGGACCCUUCGGAUCCGUCCCCAGAACGUAUCGCGUGGUGUGGAAGAUCAAGUGCGUCUGUUUCGCGGCAUCUGGAAAGAUUUCGGCGAGACUGGCAAGCUCUUUCUGCUCCCACUGUGCCCCUCACCCACCCUGCAGCCCCGGCUCUGGCUGUGCGUUAUAUAGCUCAGUGUUUUAUUCUCUUUUUCAUGGACCAUGGGGGAGAGGAUUGCUAUGGAAUGUAAAGAUGUCCGGUUUUGCUCUCUGUCCUGACUCCAUUUCCAGUUCUAAUUCCACGCUGUACCUGCUGACCUUAAAUACAGUGGAAACCUGA